AUGGGUAUCCGGGGUGAGCCAGGGUUCGAGGGGCCCAUGGUGAGUAGCAUAGUACCCAGUGGACUGGCCACCUAAAUCGCACCCUUCCUUCCAGAGAUACACACACAUAGCAACGUCACAGUACCCCCAUGUGCCACUUAAAGCUAGAAUCCUUAAUUGAAACAAUAACAAAGUGGUUACCGCACCAGUGUUUUGGUAAAUAGCUGAGGCAAGGGCCUGGAGAACUGUAACCACUUUCAAAUUUAUAGACAGAGCUAUGGAUGCAAGUACUGACCAUCCAUUAUAUCAAAAUUAUAGUUUUAACCAUGUUUUGAGUCUAUAGAGUGUUUGUGUACAUACUGUACAUUGUUUACAAACAUAGUAAAACAAGUUGUAUUUUGUGUUCUGAUGGGAUAAGACAGUUGCUAGCUAUAGAAAUAUGCUAUGUAGAACAAACAUGCCUCUCUGUGAUGUUGAAUAAGGAAUAACGUAUACGUUCCAAAACUUUGUGUCCUACUGACCACGUCCCAGGUUGUUAGAUAUAGCUAGCUAAUGAGGUAACGUGACUGAAUAAGGUGUAGCCUAAACAAAUGGUUAACAGUCCAGUCCGCAAGUUGCCUAGUUUAAGAACGGCCCACGAUAUGCUUUAUGAAAAUGCAGCCCGCCAAUGCACAACAGAAAGAAAAAUACACUGCUCAAAAAAACAAAGGGAACACUUAAACAACACAUCCUAGAUCUGAAUGAAUGAAAUUAUCUUAUUAAAUACUUUUUUCUUUACAUAGUUGAAUGUGCUGACAACAAAAUCACACAAAAAUUAUCAAUGGAAAUCAAAUUUAUCAACCCAUGGAGGUCUGGAUUUGGAGUCACCCUCAAAAUUAAAGUGGAAAACCACACUACAGGCUGAUCCAACUUUGAUGUAAUGUCCUUAAAACAAGUCAAAAUGAGGCUCAGUAGUGUGUGUGGCCUCCACGUGCCUGUAUGACCUCCCUACAACGCCUGGGCAUGCUCCUGAUGAGGUGGCGGAUGGUCUCCUGAGGGAUCUCCUCCCAGACCUGGACUAAAGCAUCCGCCAACUCCUGGACAGUCUGUGGUGCAACGUGACGUUGGUGGAUGGAGCGAGACAUGAUGUCCCAGAUGUGCUCAAUUGGAUUCAGGUCUGGGGAACGGGCGGGCCAGUCCAUAGCAUCAAUGCCUUCCUCUUGCAGGAACUGCUGACACACUCCAGCCACAUGAGGUCUAGCAUUGUCUUGCAUUAGGAGGAACCCAAGGCCAACCGCACCAGCAUAUGGUCUGACAAGGGGUCUGAGGAUCUCAUCUCGGUACCUACCACCCGUGGACGUCGGGCCCUCAUACCACCCUCAUGGAGUCUGUUUCUGACCGUUUGAGCAGACACAUGCACAUUUGUGGCCUGCUGGAGGUCAUUUUGCAGGGCUCUGGCAGUGCUCCUCCUGCUCCUCCUUGCACAAAGGCGGAGGUAGGGGUCCUGCUGCUGGGUUGUUGCCCUCCUACGGCCUCCUCCACGUCUCCUGAUGUACUGGCCUGUCUCCUGGUAGCGCCUCCAUGCUCUGGACACUACGCUGACAGACACAGCAAACCUUCUUGCCACAGCUCGCAUUGAUGUGCUAUCCUGGAUGAGCUGCACUACCUGAGCCACUUGUGUGGGUUGUAGACUCCGUCUCAUGCUACCACUAGAGUGAAAGCACCGCCAGCAUUCAAAAGUGACCAAAACAUCAGCCAGAAAGCAUAGGAACUGAGAAGUGGUCUGUGGUCACCACCUGCAGAACCACUCCUUUAUUGGGGGUGUCUUGCUAAUUGCCUAUAAUUUCCACCUGUUGUCUAUUCCAUUUGCAGAACAGCAUGUGAAAUUUAUUGUCAAUCAGUGUUGCUUCCUAAGUGGACAGUUUGAUUUCACAGAAGUGUGAUUGACUUGGAGUUACAUUGUGUUGUUUAAGUGUUCCCUUAAUUAUUUUGAGCAGUGUAUAUAGCGCCGGUAUUAUGGGCCAUAUCUUUUGAAAGGUUAGGGUUAGAAUCAAGCCAUUUUCUCUGAGGAAAAGAUGGAGACUUGGCUACAUUGGCUACAGAACCAGGAGUAAAUGCAGUGGGGAAAGUGGGAGGGUUGAGCGAGACUACAAAUUCAAAGACAGCCUACUCUAUUCAUGGCUUUUCUAUCUGCAACGUUCGAGAACGUUUUGCAGCUGAACGUGGCCCUGGCAACAUUACCAGUAGCCUAUAUGCAAACAUUUGGUGGCACAGAAAGAAAGGAAAAGAAGGAAAAGGGAUAGCAAACAAUUUGUUGACUAAAUUCCUCUUGCCACUACACUAUAUCUGACUGGGUAAAUAACCCCCCCCCCUUCCCCCCCCAGAACAGCCUCAAUUCGUCGGGGCAUGGACUCGACUUGGUGUCGAAAGCGUUCCACAGGGGUGCUGGCCAUGUUGACUCCAAUGUUCCCACAGUUGUGUCAAGUUGACUGGAGGUCCCUUUGGGGGGUGGGAAACUGUUGAGCGUGAAAAACCCAGCCGCGUUGCAAUUCUUGACACAAACCGGUGCGCCUGGCACCUACUACCAUACCCCAUUCAAAGACACUUCAAUCUUUGUCUUGCCCAUCACCCUCUGAAUGACAAAACAUGUUUCAGUUGUUCAAAGGGUUAAAAAUAAUUAUUUAACCUGUCUCUUCCCCUUUAUCUACACUGAUUAUAGUGAAUUUUAACAAAUGACAUCAAAAAGGGGUCAUAGCUUUUACCUUGAUUCACCUGGUUUAGUCUGUGUCAUGGAAAGAGCAGGUGUUCUUAAUGCUUUUGUACACUCAUGUAUAUGUUUGUCAUAUAGUUUUCUGCUGUUGGGAAGAGAAAUAGGAUGUUAUGCAGAAAACAUGUUGGUAGGACAAGGCUAUGCAUGUUUGUGCAAUGGAUCAAUUGUUUUCUUUGGUUUGGGAACACAGAGUAUUGUUGUUGUUUCUGUGUGACUUAAUAAAUAUACUAUUUCACCAACACGCUGCGCUUUGGUUCCUCCUUCACAGUGACACUGCCAAUGCACAACAAAUGAAAAAAACUGUCAAAAACAAAGGGAACACUAAACAAACAUCUAGAUCGAAUGAAUGAAAUUAUCGUUAUUAAAUACUUUUUUCUUUACAUAGUUGAAUGUGCUGACAACAAAAUCACACAAAAAUUAUCAAUGGAAAUCAAAUUUAUCAACCCAUGGAGGUCUGGAUUUGGAGUCACCCUCAAAAUUAAAGUGGAAAACCACAUUACAGGGCUGAUCCAACUUUUAUGUAAUGUCCUUAAAACAAGUCAAAAUGAGGCUCAGUAGUGUGUGUGGCCUCCACGACCUCCCUACAACGCCUGGGCAUGCUCCUGAUGAGGUGGCGGAUGGUCUCCUGAGGGAUCUCCUCCCAGACCUGGACUAAAGCAUCCGCCAACUCCUGGACAGUCUGUGGUGCAACGUGACGUUGGUGGAUGGAGCGAGACAUGAUGUCCCAGAUGUGCUUAAUUGGAUUCAGGUCUGGGGAAUGGGCGGGCCAGUCCAUAGCAUCAAUGCCUUCCUCUUGCAGGAACUGCUGACACACUCCAGCCACAUGAGGUCUAGCAUUGUCUUGCAUUAGGAGGAACCCAAGGCCAACCGCACCAGCAUAUGGUCUGACAAGGGGUCUGAGGAUCUCAUCUCGGUACCUAAUGGCAGUCAGGCUACCUCUGGCGAGCACAUGGAGGGCUGUGCGGCCCCCCAAAGAAAUGCCACCCCACACCAUGACUGACCCACCGCCAAACCGGUCAUGCUGGAGGAUGUUGCAGGCAGCAGAACGUUCUCCACGGCGUCUCCAGACUCUGUCACGUCUGUCACAUGUGCUCAGUGUGAACCUGCUUUCAUCUGUGAAGAGCACAGGGCGCCAGUGGCGAAUUUGCCAAUCUUGGUGUUCUCUGGCAAAUGCCAAACGUCCUGCACGGUGUUGGGCUGUAAGCACAACCCCCACCCGUGGACGUCGGGCCCUCAUACCACCCUCAUGGAGUCUGUUUCUGACCGUUUGAGCAGACACAUGCACAUUUGUGGCCUGCUGGAGGUCAUUUUGCAGGGCUCUGGCAGUGCUCCUCCUGCUCCUCCUUGCACAAAGGCGGAGGUAGGGGUCCUGCUGCUGGGUUGUUGCCCUCCUACGGCCUCCUCCACGUCUCCUGAUGUACUGGCCUGUCUCCUGGUAGCGCCUCCAUGCUCUGGACACUACGCUGACAGACACAGCAAACCUUCUUGCCACAGCUCGCAUUGAUGUGCUAUCCUGGAUGAGCUGCACUACCUGAGCCACUUGUGUGGGUUGUAGACUCCGUCUCAUGCUACCACUAGAGUGAAAGCACCGCCAGCAUUCAAAAGUGACCAAAACAUCAGCCAGGAAGCAUAGGAACUGAGAAGUGGUCAGUGGUAUGCAGAACCACUUCUUUAUUGGGGGUGUCUUGCUAAUUGCCUAUAAUUUCCACCUGUUGUCUAUUCCAUUUGCACAACAGCAUGUGACAUUUAUUGUCAAUCAGUGUUGCUUCCUAAGUGGACAGUUUGAUUUCACAGAAGUGUGAUUGACUUGGAGUUACAUUGUGUUGUUUAAGUGUUCCCUUAAUUCUUUUGAGCAGUGUAUAUAGCGCCGGUAUUAUGGGCCAUAUCUUUUGAAAGGUUAGGGUUAGAAUCAAGCCAUUUUCUCUGAGGAAAAGAUGGAGACUUGGCUACAUUGGCUACAGAACCAGGAGUAAAUGCAGUGGGGAAAGUGGAAGGGUUGAGCGAGACUACAAAUUCAAAGACAGCCUACUCUAUUCAUGGCUUUUCUAUCUGCAACGUUUCCAGAACGUUUUGCAGCUGAACGUGGCCCUCGCAACAUUACCAGUAGCCUAUAUGCAAACAUUUGGUGGCACAGAAAGAAAGGAAAAGAAGGAAAAGGGAUAGCAAACAAUUUGUUGACUAAAUUCCUCUUGCCACUACACUAUAUCUGACUGGGUAAAUAACCCCCCCCCCCCCCCCCCCCCCCCCAGAAUAGCCUCAAUUUGUCGGGGCAUGGACUCGACUUGGUGUCGAAAGCGUUCCACAGGGAUGCUGGCCCAUGUUGACUCCAAUGCUUCCCACAGUUGUGUCAAGUUGACUGGAGGUCCUUUGGGUGGUGGGAAACUGUUGAGCGUGAAAAACCCAGCAGCGUUGCAAUUCUUGACACAAACCGGUGCGCCUGGCACCUACUACCAUACCCCAUUCAAAGACACUUCAAUCUUUUGUCUUGCCCAUUCACCCUCUGAAUGACACACAUGUUUCAGUUGUCUCAAGGCUUAAAAAUAAUUAUUUAACCUGUCUCUUCCCCUUCAUCUACACUGAUUAUAGUGAAUUUAACAAGUGACAUCAAUAAGGGAUCAUAGCUUUCACCUUGAUUCACCUGGUCAGUCUGUGUCAUGGAAAGAGCAGGUGUUCUUAAUGCUUUGUACACUCAGUGUAUAUGUUUGUCAUAUAGUAUUUCUGCUGUUGGGAAGAGAAUAGGAUGUUAUGCAGAAAACUAUGUUGGUAGGACAAGGCUAUGCAUGUUUGUGCACAUGGAAGUCAGGGGAUUUGUGUUUACUAUAGGUUAAUGAGGCAAUACAAAUGUGAUGUGACUCAAAUGAAAGGGCAUUUAGUUGACAGAAAUGCCCCACUUUUUUCGUCAUUUUGACAAUAACUAGACUAAAUCAUUAUCCAAAUGACAAAAAUGUGACUAAAACAUAAAGAUUUUUUUGUCAAAAUGACUAAGACUAGACUAAAUAAAUAAAAAAAGAGUUCCAAAAUUAACACUGGUCUGAAUGAUGACCACACUGUAUCUUCGUGUGAUAUUAAAUGACCCAUUUGGAGAAGUUGUAAACUGCUAGAUUGCCAUACUGUAGAAACCCAUCCCCAGGUGGUUUGCCAUACUGUAGAAACCCAUCCCCAGGUGGUUUGCCAUACUGUAGAAACCCAUCCCCAGGUGGUUUGCAUGUGAGUUUAGCUCUGGCUGUUAUACAGACAUCCUCUAGGCGAUGCUCAGUUUUACAGCUCCUCCGGCUGUCACUAUCUCUACACGUAUGUCUCAUAUAUCAUGCUGUUAUCAGAUGGCGUGUCAUUAAAAACGUGGUUAGACAGUGUUCAGUCUAGUCAGUUUACAUUGUCAGUCAGUAUGGCUGAAGUGUGGCUAUAGAUUAGACAAAUGAGAUCAUCAUGAAAGGGAAGAUUUUGUUAAAUGUUUCUGGGGCCAGGAUGUGAUAGGCCUCCAUGUCUAUCUACUCAAAGCAAGAAAAUCUAACUAAAAGGAACUAACACUUCAAUCCCUUCUCUGUCAUUAUUUGAUUGAAGGGGCCACUGGGAACACAAGGUCCAAUGGGUUUCCCUGGUAUUACUGUAAGUAUUAGUACUGCUACUGCAUUUUACUGAAAUUAUUUGUUAUAUAAUUCAUUGUUGUAUUGUUCUUGGAUUGAUUCAAAACACUUUGAAGAAUCAGGUUGCAUGCUUUUCAACUACUUACUGUACCUGCAGUCCUCUGACUCCUCUCUGACCUCUGACCUCCACAGGGCAAGAGAGGACCAGACGGGGACAAGGGGGACCCUGGACUGAAGGGGGAGAGAGUAAGAACCCAGCCUCUGGAGACCUGUACACAUUCAUACUUUUUGACAUCUGAAUUAUGAGUUACACGUUUGUCUUCUCUCUCUCUCUCUCUCUCUCUCUCUCUCUCUCUCUCUCUCUCUAUCUCUCUCUCUCUCUCUCUCUCUCUCAUUCUAUCUCAGGGUGUUCAGGGUGCUUCGGGCAUCCAAGGGCCUCAGGGAGAGAGGGGUCCUAGUGGCUUCCCUGGCUUUACAGGGCUCAAAGGUCAACCUGGCACUAAAGGCAUUGGGGUAGGCCGACUCUCUGCCUUAUCACUGUAUCUACAGUUAUAGACUGCUACUUUACCAUUGGAAGACUGAUGGAUUUUGUGUCUCCUCUUUAAGGGGGAGAAUGGAGAAACUGGCCCUCAGGGAAAACUGGGCAGAGAUGGGCUGAAG
Coregonus sp. 'balchen' is the source of this 6972-nucleotide messenger RNA. The record is from the annotation of a GenBank genome assembly. NCBI's taxonomy places the organism in Eukaryota, Metazoa, Chordata, Actinopteri, Salmoniformes, Salmonidae.